Molecule: messenger RNA, 1623 nt
Organism: Penicillium atrosanguineum
Lineage: Eukaryota; Fungi; Ascomycota; Eurotiomycetes; Eurotiales; Aspergillaceae
Product: MFS transporter
Exons: 3
Coding region: 1-1623 (540 amino acids)
Biological process (GO): transmembrane transport
Molecular function (GO): transmembrane transporter activity
Source: RefSeq, a predicted model, not a curated record
AUGGAGACACCCCGAUCACAACAGACCCACACGCUCGACUCCAGUCGGGCCCCCUCCUUUGGAUCCGGCUCCGAACGCCUUGACUAUCUUGACCUCCCUGUGCGAGAACUGGCCGAUGGCGCCGACCUUCGAGAAUACACAAAUGAGACACGAGCAGGCGAGAUCAUUAAAACUGUCAAGUCUAAUGCCACCGGAAAGAUGGAGGAUUGGAAGCUUGUCACGUUCCAUCUCGAUGACCCCGAGAACCCCAAGAACUGGUCGAAAGCCUACAAAUGGUACUGCACGAUGGUUGUCGCAUUCACCUGCUUCGUCGUCGCAUUUUGUAGCAGUGUUAUCACUGCUGGUCUGACAGGCCCCGUGGAAGCCUUCCACGUUUCUCGUGAAGUCAGCUUCGUCGUUGUCAGUGUCUUUGUCAUUGGAUUUGGUGUCGGCCCAAUGGUCUUUGCUCCAUUGUCCGAAAUAAUUGGCCGGCGCCCGGUAUAUGCCGUCACCCUGUUUAUCGCAGUCAUCUUUGUUAUUCCAUGUGCUGUCUCCAAGAACAUUGGGACUCUCAUCGUCUGCCGAGCAAUUGACGGUAUCGCCUUCAGUGCGCCAAUGACCCUGGUAGGUGGUACACUGGCGGACAUGUGGAAAAAUGAAGAGCGAGGUGUGCCCAUGGCGGCUUUCAGCGCUGCGCCCUUCCUUGGCCCUGCAAUUGGCCCUCUUGCUGGUGGUUACCUCUUUGACGCUGCUGGCUGGCGAUGGCUCUACUGGUUGCAGUUGAUUCUGUCCUUUGUUGCCUGGGUCUUGAUCACGUUCACUGUUCCCGAGACAUAUGCGCCAAUCUUGCUGAAGAAGCGCGCCGCAAAGCUGCGCAAGAGCGAAAAUGACGACAACUACACCACUGAGGCCGAACUCGAUCCUCGCCCUAUGGGACAGAAGCUGCGUAUCUUUCUGAUCCGUCCUUUCCAGCUUCUCUUCCUGGAGCCUAUUGUCUUUUGCAUUGCCCUUUACAUGUCGGUGUUGUAUGGCUUGCUUUACAUGUUCUUCGUUGCGUAUCCUAUUGUUUAUCAAGCUGGCAAAGGAUGGAGCGCCGGAAGCACCGGUCUGAUGUUCAUUCCUCUGGCUAUCGGUGUGCUCAUGAGCGCUGCCUGUGCUCCUCUCGUGAACAAGAACUAUCUCAGGAUCUCCAGGCAGUAUGAUGGUAAGCCUCCUGCAGAAAAGCGUCUGAUCCCCAUGAUGUUUUCCUGCUGGCUCAUUCCGAUUGGACUUUUCAUCUUUGCUUGGACAUCCUACCCCGGCGUUCACUGGUUUGGACCCGCCAUUGGAGGUUGGCCUGUCGGCUUUGGCUUCAUCUUUUUAUAUAAUUCCGCCAACAACUACCUUGUCGACACCUACCAGCACCAGGCCGCUUCUGCUCUUGCAGCCAAGACAUUCCUGCGAUCCAUGUGGGGUGCCUCCACCGUCCUGUUCACCGAGCAGAUGUAUAACCGCCUCGGCUACCAGUGGGCAAGCUCCCUUCUUGCAUUCAUUGCCUUAGCCUGCUGUCUUAUUCCCUUCAUCUUCUAUUACAAGGGCGAGUCUAUUCGUCGGUUCUCCAAGUAUGCCUUCUCCGAUGAUGAGGAGCAGGCCAUCAAGACCUAA